Molecule: messenger RNA, 918 nt
Organism: Purpureocillium lilacinum
Lineage: Eukaryota; Fungi; Ascomycota; Sordariomycetes; Hypocreales; Ophiocordycipitaceae
Source: RefSeq, a predicted model, not a curated record
AUGAGGUUGAGGUUGCGGUUUUCCAAGGGUCCCUCGAGUCGUUUGAAUUCAUACGUGAGACAGAUCAGAGACAGCCGUCGAAGGGGGGCCCCAAAGGCGAGACUCCGGCUUCCACGCCGCAGUGCAGUUGGUCCAGCGGGCCGCUCCCUUGUCGCUCACCUGCGCGGAACAGGGAGGCAGAGCCUGCGGCAGCGAGGAUGUUCAAAUAGCAACAUGCUCGCAGCGAUGCCGGGCCAGCGUGCUGCAGAAAAACCUGGCCAAGCGUCCAGGGGCCCCGUCGUCGUCGUGGUCGGUCGCCACGGCGCUCGCACCGUGGUCCCAACAGCACAGGAUCCCUCAUGCGGCCCUGUCAGAGGCGGGCGAUGGCCCGGGGGAGCGAGCGCGGAGGCGGAGGGCCGGCCAGCCACAGCGCGAGUGUGUGUGACCCAGGCCGGGGGCCUGCAGCGUCAGGUCAGGGUGAGCGACGGUGGAGGGUGCGGGUGCGGGUGUCGAGGGCCAAGGACGCGGGCGGAGUGGAGUGUGAGAGCGCGGAAAAGAUGGGGGAGAAUGACAGAGCGAGAGAAUGCCAUUCCUGAGCGGCGAGGCGCCUACGCCCAAGGCGGCAUGGCGCGGGACAAAGGGUGGUGGAGCCCGCCGCCCGCACUGCAGCCCACGGGCCAGGCCAGCGCCCAAUGGCCGCUACAGUGUGCGCAGUGUGUGCGACUUCCAGCGCCCUCAGCAGCCACCACAGCGCCCAUGCGCCCGCCGCCCACUGCAAGCCCGGCCAGCCCAGCACCUAACGUGGAAGCCCGCCCAGCAGGCCCCCAGGCAGCCCAGCCCGCCGCGGCGCUGCUGGCGUCGGCACCCGCCCAAUCAGCGCACCCCUCGGCUCGUCUGUGGCCUGGAUCCUGCUGGCCUCAGCCAUGCCAUCCUCCCUGA